This is a messenger RNA of Drosophila ananassae, 748 nucleotides long. RefSeq lists its product as uncharacterized. The record is from RefSeq and is a predicted model, not a curated record. The coding region runs from base 119 to 535 and encodes 138 amino acids. The transcript has 2 exons. NCBI's taxonomy places the organism in Eukaryota, Metazoa, Arthropoda, Insecta, Diptera, Drosophilidae.
UAGUAUUCUAAAACAAGUAAAAAAAAAUAUUUAUAAAUUUAUUUUUUUUAUAUUUGAAUUGAGUAAAUAAAAGCGUUUCCAUUAACAUAACCUAUAUUCGGUUCGAAGAGCUUGUGAGAUGACUCCUAAGAUGCCUAGCUUAGGGCUAGCGAUCGGGUCGCAGGUUGCGGAUAGCGAAUGGCCUUCCAACUUAAGCAAGCUUCCGCACAUUUCCGAAGGAGAUUUCAACAACGUUCUCCCGAACACCAUAACCAGCACCCUGAGGACUCUUGGGGUAGAUCCCCUGGUGGGACUCAUUGACCAGCUGCUAACCUGCAGAACAGUGAUGUCCUCACUAGGUACAUCUUCCUUAAGAAGGACCGUCAGUAGAGGCACACCGCAAGCUGUCAAGCCGAUUCUAUGCAAGAUGAAAGAGGAUGGCUGCAGAAUAGUGGCAUACGCGGACGCGAUCCUCUUCACAAGAAAAUACCUUCAGACGCUUUGUGGUCUUAUGAACACAAAAUUGCGAACCCUAGCCCAAUUGGAAAAACAGUAACAAGCAAAAGUAGCGGCUAUCAGGCUAAGGGAAACCCACACAACCCAGAAACAGACGGACAUACUUACAUCGACUCAGGAGGUGAUUAAAAAUAAAUAUUGCAAGUACAAAAAUAUAUGAAUGGAUAUGAAUAUACAAAAUAUUAACAUGAUAAUAUUAUUAUUUCUGCUCUGUGAGAAAAUAAAUAUGACAUUAAAAUAUCAUAUAUGUAUA